AUGCCAACAACGGUCCAAGACCUGCCGUUCGAGCUGCUCGAGCACAUCCUCGACCUCACCAGCGCCGACUACGAGCUCGACUCGCCCAAGUCGAAUCGCGAGCGCAACGACUUCCUCCGCGACUGCUCCCUCGUCUCGCGCUCGUUCCGAUGUCCGGCGCAGGCGUGCUUGUGGGCGGCAGUAAGGGUGCACAAUCCCCACACCGCGAAGAAGGUCCUCUCGAGUCCUGUCUUGGGGAUGUACGCGACGAGGCAGCUCGACCUGGUGGGCGUGCAUGCGGGAAACGAAGGAUUGAGCGGGACGACGGCCGCGCGCUUGUUAGGCAAGAUCAGGGGAGUGCGCUGGCUCAGACUCGCAGACUUUGGCAGAUUGAGCGCGCGCGUCCUCCAGAACGACAACUUGGCAGGCCUGCAGACACUCGUCUUGAUGACUGCGUUUCCCGACAAGACGACCGUCCUGUCCUCCCUCCGCUUCCCGUUCCACCUCCGCACGCUCCACCUCUUCAAUCGCUCCUACGGCCCGUCCAUCCUGCCCAUCCUCUUCUCGGCCUCCCGCCACUCGCUCACCUCGCUCACACUCCUCACAAACUCGACCUCCGCUUCGUACCCUUCACUCAUCACCGCCUUUCCCUCCGUCGCUCCAAACCUCCGCUUCCUCUCGCUCCAGCACCGCGCCUCGGGAGAAUUGACCUCGCUCUUCUCCCUCUUGACGAGCCUGACCCACCUCGAGUGCCACUUCGCCGUCGACCUGCCCACGACCCUCGACUCGCUCUCUCCAACAGGCCUUCUCUCGAUCCUCUCGCUCGAGUUGGACUACAACCUCCUCGACGUCGCAAAUGUCCUCACGUCCCGCCUCGACGGACCCGUCUUGCGCAACCUGAAGGUCCUGCGGAUCCCUCGCGCGCCAUUGAGGGACGAGUUUCGAGAGUUUGGAGGUCAGCCGUUGCUGGACAAGUGUGUGGAGAAGGGGAUCAGGGUAGAGGUCGGACAGGUCGUGGCUUGGCGAACACGGUUGUUUCCCUGA
Rhodotorula toruloides NP11 is the source of this 1023-nucleotide messenger RNA. RefSeq lists its product as uncharacterized. Bases 1 to 1023 code for a protein of 340 amino acids. Lineage: Eukaryota; Fungi; Basidiomycota; Microbotryomycetes; Sporidiobolales; Sporidiobolaceae. The transcript is spliced from 2 exons. The record is from RefSeq and is a predicted model, not a curated record.